AUGCCAGAGUUCCGCUCCUACGAUCUUUCUCAACCCCUGGGCAGACAACUGCCAAAAGCUUGCGAGCAGUGCCAUGUCCGCAAAGUGAGGUGCAUACCGAAUGCUGAGGGCGAGGCUUGCCAACAAUGCGUCAAGCAUGGCACUGAGUGCCGACCGCGUAUUAGAAAGCGGAGGCGAGCCCGGACGAGUGGGAAUAACGACCCAAGUUCUGAGGCUAUCGUCUCGCGCCACUAUCCCGGGGCCACAAGUGCCAGUGUCUCCAAUGAAGGCGGGCUCGAUCACAGACACGGCCGACGACCGCCGCCUUUGCUCUUCGCAGAAUCUGGCACGAGGGGAUCCACGAACAGCUCUCCGGCCACCUCAAGCACCCUCGAUCGCUUCCACAACUCAUCAUACCUAUGCCGCACUGCUAUACUCGGCCAAGACUUUCAAGACAUCGACCACACACAUGGAAGCAAUGCCGAUCGUCGUCAUGCUCUGUCAUCCACCGACCUGCAGAUGCUCGAGCUUUAUCAGGCGUUUGAUCUCCCCGAGCAACCAGAGCGGCAAAGCUUGAUAGAUGCUUGCUUCGAAAGGUGUUGGACCUGCAUGCCUGUGGUUGAUCGAACAACACUGGUAGGGACGGCAGAGAGUGAGAUCUCAUAUGUGGUUCUCCAGUCGAUUUUACUUGCAGGAUCGCUCAUGCGACCAAAUCGCUAUUCAAGCGCGGUGGUAGAGACAAUAUACAGGCGGGUGAAAGCGCUGCUUGAUUGUGGUCAUGAACGAAAUCCACUGAACGUCCUCGCAGCCUUGUGCUACAUUCAGUGGUAUCCUUCGCAAGCGCCAAAGGAUAUCUCUCUGGACUCGCCCAGGUUCUGGACUACGAUGGCGAUUGGAAUAGCUCAGCAAAUGGGCCUCCAUCGCAAGUCUUUAUCGCCUGGUCCAGAAGAAGGCCUCAGGAGGAGACUGUGGUGGUGUCUGCGAACGAAAGACAAUCUUUCAGCCUCUGCCCAUGGUAGGCCACGGCAUGUGAACCCACUCGACUGCACUCAACCGCCAUUGACCCUGGAAGACUUUCCUGACCCUUCGGACCGCAGAGCACACAUCUCCAUAUCAUAUGUCACCAUCAUCGAUAUUUUAGGCGACCUAUGCCAAUUGAUGGCGCGGAACGGCGAUGCUACUCUUUCAGAGAAGAACGAAAUCGCAAGACGACUACUAACAUACCUAGACUCCCUGCCCGAAGACCAAAGACUCGUCGCCGCUGACGGCUCGGCCAUGCCUUACGAUCUGGACAUAGCCCAGCUCCACAUCCACAUCCUGGCAACAAUCUCCAUCCUCUACCGCUCGAAAUCCAUGUUCUCCUUGACAUCCGCCAACGCCGCCAGCAUAGCAGCGGCAAACCUCAGCUUCCGCAUAUUCGAAGCCAUCGAGCUACGAGAGCAUACGCACUGCCUCAGCUCUGCUUUUGCGUGGUACAUGCUGGUAACUGCCUCGCCUCCUUUGGCUUGCCUGCGUCUGCCAGAGUUGAGCGUCAAUGCUGGCUUGGCGUUAGACUCUCUUGAGAUUUCGUUGGAGACGCUGGCGAGGACGAGACCUUCCGCUAAAGCCAACCUCCGGAAUGUCAGGGCGAUACGCAAGGCGAUGACGUCUUCAAGUGUCCCAUCUAUUGGUCGCGAGGCUGAGAACUGUGUGGUUGGAUCGGAGGAAGGUUUCAGCUAUCUGACAAUGGCAUCGACACUUCUUGCACGAUACGGUUAUGAUGCAGUGAGGCAUUACGAAGAGCUGGUUCAGGUCCUUGGACCGAGCCAUACGAUUACAACCUUGGUAUAG
Messenger RNA from Zasmidium cellare ATCC 36951, 1809 nucleotides. RefSeq lists its product as uncharacterized. The record is from RefSeq and is a predicted model, not a curated record. The transcript is spliced from 2 exons. Gene Ontology annotation, molecular function: zinc ion binding; DNA binding; DNA-binding transcription factor activity, RNA polymerase II-specific. Gene Ontology annotation, biological process: regulation of DNA-templated transcription; DNA-templated transcription. NCBI's taxonomy places the organism in Eukaryota, Fungi, Ascomycota, Dothideomycetes, Mycosphaerellales, Mycosphaerellaceae. The coding region runs from base 1 to 1809 and encodes 602 amino acids.